GCAUACGCGCACAAAUAAAUAUUCACAUUCAUGGCUUAUUACAUGACGCUUCGUAAAAUCGGGCUGCAAAAACCGAAAAGAUUGCCGGCGAGAAAUAUUUCAUGAUUCACAUGUUCACAAUAGCAAUAAGUCAAUAACCCAACGAUGUUUUGUCCACAUUGUGGAAAAGAAAAGGAUGAAAAUGCAAAUUUUUGCGAGAACUGUGGUGCAAGUGUAUCAGAAAUUAAACCUUCGGCCUCUAGUCAACAACCGUUAACUUUCGAAGAGUACAUAAAGAAGAACGCAGUCGCCAAUCCUUGCACUGAUCGUGGCGAUCAACUAGGAAAUUCCCACCGCGCUGGUAGUUCGUCUACCUUUCAAACUAUUAGAAAAAGGAAGUCAAAUGAACGAUUUAGUCAAAUAAAAAAAAAGGAGAAGAAAGAUGAAGUAGUGAAGAUAAAGAUUGGAAUAAUUGAACUCGACGGUAAAAGACUUAAAAUAAGAAGAUCUUCUUUACUUCCUGUUGAUGUUCGAAAAUCAGAUACAUUAGUUCCUGUAAAGAAUGCCGGAGUUCAGAAACAGCUUGCCCACAACAGACAUCUCAGAGAUCAUAAUGAAACUGAGUGGCUUUUACUUUACCCUGAUAUGGAUAUCGUGGGAAAUAUUCCAGGAAGCAGUGAAAAAUUCUCUGUGGAAAAAUGUAUAAAUGAACUUGGACGUCAUACAGUCGAGUAAAUUUGUACAUUUGCAAAAUGCUUGAUUUUGAAGUAGCCAAUGAUUUGACUGAAGACCUCAAGGAAACGGUUGUUCCAGAUACUGCUGAUGUUUUUGAAGAUAAUUCUGUGCAAGAAAAUUCUUCACAAAUUAUAUGUGAACUGGGAAAUUCUCAACAAGUCAAUGCAACACCAGAUAAUUUUGUGGAAGUUAAUCAUGCUCAUACCAAUGCUGUUCCAGCUAGUCUUGCAAAAGCUAGUCUAGUGGAGGCCAGCCAUGUUCAAACAAAUCCUGUUCCAAGCAAUGUUGUUAAUGUUGAUAAUAGUUGUGUGGAAGCUGUUUCCUUUCAGGUUGAUUCAUUUUCAGUUGAGCAAAUCAUUAUGGAACCAGGUGAAA
Messenger RNA from Xenia sp. Carnegie-2017, 1089 nucleotides. RefSeq lists its product as uncharacterized. The record is from RefSeq and is a predicted model, not a curated record. Bases 145 to 714 code for a protein of 189 amino acids. NCBI's taxonomy places the organism in Eukaryota, Metazoa, Cnidaria, Anthozoa, Malacalcyonacea, Xeniidae. The transcript is spliced from 3 exons.